GAUUAGACGAGUUCGGACACAUUUGCUGAAAAAAUUAUACCAUUUAUGAAAUAAACAACAUGCCUGACACGGCGUUUCGAGCACGUAGACGCCAAUCAACCAAGAGACGUAAGAAACCAUCGAUUCGAUUCGAAAAAGUUCUGGAAGAAGAAUCAAAUGAAGAAUUGUUGAGCGAUGAAGAUUUACAAGAUGCUGAGCCGGAAGAAAUUUUGCAAAGAAUUCAAAUACAGAAGGAAAUUAUUGCAAAUGUGAAAAGCAAACCAUGGCCGAUGAAAAAGAAACUGAGAGUACUCAAAAAAGCUAAAGAAUUUGUCGAAAAGUACGAAGGGAGAUUAUCGGAGGGAAGAAGUUACACUGCAAUAGGAAAAGAGGCCUGCAAAAAAGUCAGUAGGUUUUACAAAGAAGUCAAGACGGUUCUUACACCAUGGGAUAAAAGAAUCAAAACAGUGGAAAGCCAUUUCGGUUCCAGUGUGGCAUCAUAUUUUACAUUUCUGAGGUGGCUUGUAUAUAUCAACCUUGUCAUGAGUGUCAUGUAUCUUUCAUUUAUUGUUCUGCCAGAGCUUUUGAAAGGAACAACCUCAGACUACAAAACCAUUCCCCCAAACAAAGAGCACAAGGCCUUGGAUCUUGAAACCCUCUGGGCAUUAGGUGGUUAUCUCGAAUAUUCUGUACUCUUCUAUGGAUUUUAUUCUGACGACGAAGUUAUUGGCAGUGGAUAUCGACUACCGCUUGCAUAUUUUCUUGUUGGAAUCGCAAGUUUUACAUACAGUUUUAUUGCUCUACUCAGGAAAAUGGCGAGAAAUUCUAAAAUCGACGGAAGUGGUGAUUCUGGCGAUGAUUAUACAUUUAGUUGGAAAUUGUUUUGCUCGUGGGAUUAUAUGAUCGGUUCUUCUGAGGCUGCUGAAAAUAAGGCAGCCGCAAUUGCUACAGCAAUACGGGAAUCCAUUGUUGAGGAACAGGAAAAAGAAAAGGAAAUGGAUAAUCGAAAAACUUUACUCAUUUUUCUCCGAAUUAUUGCAAACAUAUUGGUCCUGUUAUUGCUGGCUGGAAGUCUUUACAGUAUUCAAUAUGCUACAGCUAGAGCGCAAGCACAAAAUGACAGUGAUCGGGAGAAGUCGUUUUGGGAGCAGAAUGAGGUUGGGGUUGUCGUAAGUCUUGUCACUCUAAUUACGCCAUCCCUGUUUGAAGUCAUAGGAUCGAUAGAAAAAUAUCACCCAAGAAAUACAUUGCGAAUACAGUUGGGUCGAAUUCUCAUGUUGUAUCUUGGAAAUUUAUAUUCACUUAUGAUUGGUCUUCUCAAUUAUGUCACAACUGCAACAGAACGUAAGGAUGCAUUGCAAGCCAACAUUACCACAGACGGUCAUUCACUGAAUAAUAUAACAAAUUGGAAAAACGUAUCGGCCAUUUCAGCAAUCAAGAAAAGAUCAGUUUUCAACACGAGUGUCCCAUUCCCAAAUAUUUUCACAAUCAUAGAAGAGAAGGAAAGACGUUAUCAAACAGAAAUGCAUUCUACAAGUUUUGUACCGUCAGAGACAUUGCCUCCAACAGCGGAUGUCGUGACUGAUUCAACUACUCCAGCUACGACUGGUUUGAGUGAAUGCUGGGAAACAUUUGUAGGCCAGGAACUGUUAAAAUUGACAAUCAUCGAUCUUAUUUCAACGAUUCUGACAAUAUUAAUUAUCGAUUUCAUACGUGCACUUGUUGUAAGAUAUUUGAAUCCUUGCUGCUGUUGGAAUUUGGAAAAACAAUUUCCGGAAUAUGGAGAAUUUAAAAUUGCAGAAAACGUCUUGCAUCUAAUUUACAAUCAAGGUGUAACAUGGAUUGGGGCUUUCUUCUGUCCACUGCUUCCUAUUAUUAACGUGGGAAAGCUAACCAUACUUAUGUACCUGAGAAGUUGGGCUGUUGUCACCAGCAAUGUUCCGCACAGUAGAGUGUUUCGUGCUUCAGGAUCCAACUUUUACUUGGCUAUGCUGUUGUUCAUGUUGUUCCUGUCGUUAUUGCCAACAAUGUGGGUGAUUAUGCAAUGUCCGCCAUCAAAUUGCGGACCUUUCAGGAAUAAAGAAAGAAUGUACACAGUGUUGUCAGAAACCUUGGAAGAUAUACCAGACUGGAUGCAGUCUGCAAUUGGACACAUGUCAACACCAGUAGUGAUAUUACCAGCUGUGCUUCUACUACUUAUGAUGGUCUACUAUUUACAAGCUGUAUCCAGUUCUGCACAGAACAGCAACUCACAACUAAAAAUGCAACUUCAAUACGAACGAAAAGAAGGACGAAAAACUGUGUUUCGAAUGGGCGCAGGAAUAAAAAAAGAAGCUGACAAAGCAGCAACUGAGCGGACAGCGGCAAAAGUCAUUCCAGUCAAGGCUCAAGUGGAUACUGUAGUGGAAGAAACAAUUCCAAAAAAAGUUACCCCUCUUCGCCAUUAUUCGAGAGGAUCCAGUGUCAGUUCAAUUGGCACAGAUAUGGCUCCUUCGAAGCGUGCAACUCGACCAAAACUUAUUCAACGCGAAAGACCUCGUGGAAAAACAAAUCUACAUUACGAAUCGUUGAAGCGAAAACACCUUGCUGAAAAUAGAGCUGGUCAACGUCAACCAUUCACGGACGCAAGCUCUUCUUGUGCUUCUCCGGGAUGUUACUGUUCGCCAACCACUUCAAGAGAACCAUCUGUUGCGGGGUAUGAUCAACAUGUACAUUAUUCCCCUUACGGCCUUCAGCAACAGAACGUUCUUUUGAAUCCACAAUUGUAUUCCACGGUUCCUCGAUAUUCCUUCGCAAGUAUCGAUGCAGCUGGACGGCCGGCGACGCUACUUCUUCAACCACAAAUGCAAAACGUACCUUGCAUCAUCAUGCCAACCGGUAUCAACCCACAACCUGAAGCUGAAAAACAACAUUACCACAGCGAAAAGGUUUUGUAUGCACAGUACGAUCCUAUGACAGGUCACGUUGGAAAUAUUGUCCAAGAAGAUAUGCCCGGAAUUAGCCCAUCACAUGACAAUGGGAGACUUUCACCUCGACAUUGCUACGGACAAAAGCAUCAGAAUUCUCAACAACGAAGAAAUUCUUAUGGGUUGACAAGACAAGCGAACUUAGACAAAAAUGCAUCAUCAUGCGACACUCAAGACGCUGUAUUUACAUCCGACGCCGAAUCUGUAAGGAAACUUUAAAAUAAAAUUGGAAGACGUUUGCAAAAGUUACCAUCUUACGACAGUGGUAAAUGUUCUGAAAUUGCGAAGGAGGGAUCUUUGACUGACAAUCAAUCUGCAUCAGAAACGUGAUCGAAUCUUGCGUUUCAUUGGCAUCCUAAUUGGCUUUUUCAAAUAUAUCAAGCGAGAUAUUAAAUAGUCUCAUUUGCUUUCAAAUUGGUUGGCAUUACACUUUGUGGCUUCGAUAUCGCCAUCUCUGAGUUUAGUCUGGCGUUUAUGAAUUACUUUGACUAUCAUACCGCCUGUAUUCAGUUCGCAGACGUUGGCCAACA
Molecule: messenger RNA, 3475 nt
Organism: Styela clava
Lineage: Eukaryota; Metazoa; Chordata; Ascidiacea; Stolidobranchia; Styelidae
Product: transmembrane channel-like protein 3
Cellular component (GO): plasma membrane
Molecular function (GO): mechanosensitive monoatomic ion channel activity
Source: RefSeq, a predicted model, not a curated record